Phyllostomus discolor (pale spear-nosed bat) is the source of this 1330-nucleotide messenger RNA. RefSeq names its product spindle and kinetochore associated complex subunit 3 (gene SKA3). Gene Ontology annotation, biological process: mitotic cell cycle; chromosome segregation. NCBI's taxonomy places the organism in Eukaryota, Metazoa, Chordata, Mammalia, Chiroptera, Phyllostomidae. Gene Ontology annotation, cellular component: outer kinetochore; spindle microtubule. The record is from RefSeq and is a predicted model, not a curated record.
CAGCCAACCACGGCACUAAAAACGUUUCGGAGAAUCGGAGAUUCAAAUGAGUGGCGGGCUCUGUGUUGCGUUGUGGUCACCAUGGACCCGAUCCGGAGCUUGUGUACUAAGCUACGGUCUGUGGCGGUCACCUUGGACCGCGAGACGACGCGGCUGCAGCGUGCGCUGGAGGGGAAAGACAGCGACUUUGAAGAUUAUGCAGUGAGAAUUUUAAAUGACCUUCAUUCAGAAGUUCGGACUUUAAAGGAUAGUGUCAAUAUUCUUCUUGAUAAAGCAAGUUUGGAAAGACAAGAAAGCAUUGGUUUCAUUAAGGCAACAAAAGUACUGAUGGAAAAAAAUUCAGUGGAUAUCAUGAAAAUAAGAGAGUUUUUCCAGAAGUAUGGAUAUAAUCAAUGUGCCAAGAAAAAUUCAGAGGAUGAGCAAGAAGUUGUUGACUCUAAACCAGAGUCCAUUAGGGAUGAAAAUCUUCAAAAGUCUGAUGUGAAGGAUGAUGUAUCUAACAACAGGGACAACAGUUGUGUUGUUCCAAGCAGCUCUGUUUCUGAGAAGAUUCCAUGUAGUCCACAACUUUCAGAUUUUGGACUUGAGCGAUACCUGAUUUCUCAAGUUCCACAGAACCCUCCACAGGCAGUAAACAACCAAAAGGAAGAGCCAGAAAUGUUAACUCCAUCUUCCAAACAAUCAUUAGUUAAAAUACUAAAAACUCCAAAAUGUGCACUAAAUAUGGACGAUUUUGAGUGUGUGACUCCUAAAUUGGAGCAUUUUGGUGUCUCUGAAUAUACUGUGUGUUUGAAUGAAGAUUACACAAUGGAACUUAAAAAUGUGAAGAAUAAAAGCGAGGAAACCAUAAAAAUGGAACCAAUGUCCAAUGAUAGUGCCACUUCUAGUGUAAUGAACAACCAAUUGGAAAAAAAUGAUACCAAAUAUACAAAGUCUCCCUUGCUUCCUACGUUCUCUACUCCAGGUUUGAAAAUUCCUUCUACAGAGAGCAAUACAGCCUUGGUAUCCACAGGUUAUCAAUUAUCAGAAACAAAUAGUUCAUCAGAUGAUUUGAAAAUGAAAGACUCUACAUUGUUCAUUUUAAAUUCAGACAAGUGCUUUGAGAAUUGUGCUGCUCCUUCUUCCCCUGUGAUUUCUUCUUAUGAGAAUCUGCUCAGAACACCCACACCUCCAAAAGUAACUGCAAUUCCAGAAGAUGUUCUCCAGAUUUUAUCAAAAUACAACAAUCUAGCUACUACUCCAGUAGCAGUUAAGACCAUGCCUCCCAGCAAAGCAUUCCUCACUAGAUGCGAAGGACAAAACAGCUGAGAUGUUGGCAACAAAAAAUGAA